Molecule: messenger RNA, 817 nt
Organism: Argentina anserina (silverweed cinquefoil)
Lineage: Eukaryota; Viridiplantae; Streptophyta; Magnoliopsida; Rosales; Rosaceae
Exons: 4
Coding region: 60-500 (146 amino acids)
Cellular component (GO): U2-type spliceosomal complex; post-mRNA release spliceosomal complex
Source: RefSeq, a predicted model, not a curated record
ACUGAGGUGAAUAGAGAGUUGUAAGGAGGAGAAAUCGAACCCUAAUUCUCAUCUCUGCGAUGGCUGCGGAAGAGGAGUCCCUGGAAGAAAUAGUUGCGGCUCGGAAAGAGAGGCUGAGAGCUCUCAAAGCUGCGCAGCAACUGCUGAACACUCCGGAUGAGGAUGACCAGAAUCAGCCUGAUGACGUCGAUCAAACUAGUACCAACAUGAAAUUCCGAAAUUAUGUUCCUCAUGAUAAGAAGCUUCAGGAAGGGAAGCUAGAGCCGCCAAAACCAUCCAAGUUUGAAGACCCUGUUGCAGCGGUGCCACCUCCAUCUAACAAGACCGAGGACCCAUUCCUGAAUAUUGCUCCUAAGAAACCAAACUGGGAACUUCGUAGGGAUGUGCAGAAGAAGCUGGAUAAGCUUGAAAGGCGAACCCAGAAGGCAAUGUGUAAACUCAUGGAACAAGAAAAGCAGAAGCAAUUGGAAGAAGAUGCCAUCAGUGGUGCUGGUGACUAGCGUUAGAAGUUCAAGAGUUUACUUGACCACAUAAAAGAGGAGGCCAGUACCAAUAAAAAAUGGAUUGUGUUCAAUUUCGAACUGGUGGAGUAUAGUUUCUCUGUAUUCUCGGGCCAUGAAUUGAAGAAAUUCCUUUUGAAUGUUUGAUGGAUGGAUGACCUGGUCUUAACUCUGAGAUGACAAUUGGAAGCAUGCCUAUGUGAAACAAAAAUACAGCUUUGGUGCAUGUAAAGAUGUUAACUUGGUAAAAAUAUGUUCUGCAUGAUAAUUCAGAAUUUUCGUUAGUUGCUUGAUUAGUUCUGCUUGAAUUCUGUUUA